Messenger RNA from Xenopus tropicalis (tropical clawed frog), 779 nucleotides. Its product is annotated as zinc finger protein OZF-like. NCBI's taxonomy places the organism in Eukaryota, Metazoa, Chordata, Amphibia, Anura, Pipidae. The record is from RefSeq and is a predicted model, not a curated record. Bases 87 to 779 code for a protein of 230 amino acids. The transcript has a single exon.
ACCUGGUGCGGCACCAGCGGAAACACACCGGGGAGAAACCCUACGUCUGCCCUCACUGCGGGAAGGGUUUCACUCAGAAACAACACAUGACCAAGCACCUCCAUGUCCAUUCGGCAGACAGGCAGCACAAGUGCAAGGAGUGCGGUGCGGCCUUUACGGACGCGGUGACGCUUGCCCAGCACAGGGUGGUCCAUGUUAAAGAGCAGCUUUGUAACUGUACUGUCUGUGGGAAGAACUUUAUCUGGCUGCCCAAUAGGAUCACCCCGCAGAAACGCCUGGGAAAAGCCAAACCGAAGAAAUGUCCGCAGUGUGAGAAGGUAGUGAGAAAGAAGCUUUCGCCGGGGAAAAGUCCGACCUUAGCCAUAAAGAAAGAGAAAGGCCGACCUCUACAGAAGCAAAAACUGAAACCCUUUCACUGCGAUCAGUGCGGCAAAAGCUUCGGCUGGUGGUCGGCCUUCAACAUUCACCAGCGGAGACACACCGGGGAGAAACCCUACGCCUGCACCGAGUGCGGCAAGAACUUUACAUGGUGGUCGGCCCUCAUUAUCCAUCAGCGCACCCACACCGGGGAGCGGCCCUUCCAGUGCCCGUCCUGCGGCAAGUGCUUCAGCCAGAAACCCAACCUCGUCCGGCACUUGCGCCGGCACACCGGGGAAAAACCCUAUCAGUGCAACGAGUGCGGGAAGAGAUUCACCCAGAAGCAACAUCUGUCCAAACACCAAAAUACUCACAGCCGAGGGGGAGGAGAUCUCAGGAAGGGGAAAUCUGCAAAGAGUUAG